CAUUGUUUUAUGUCUUUCUUCUACCCCACUUUACUAUUCCGCACCUAUUCUCUUAUCUCACUAUUCCCCAUUCACUUAUUCUAACAGUCUCAUUGCUCGUUUCCCAUUCUCUUCAUUCACCAACUCUACAUCUGGGUUAAUAUCAUUCUAUCUGCAGUAUGUUUACUUCACAUUCACUGUAGCUGGCUCCCUCUUCGCCCCCUGCACUCCUCGCCCCUCUAUCAUUCAUUGUCACCAGGACCCUCCCCAUUUAGAUCCUCUGUCUGUCCCUCCCCUGGCUGUCACUCAAAGCCCCCUCCCCCCCCUCUCCUUUUACAGACAUUCCCUCUUCAUCUUUCUGCCCUCCUGUCCUGGCUCCAUAGUGCCCUCCUUCCUUUUACAGUUAAAAUCCCUGCCCUCUGCCUGUCACUCAGUACCCACCUCUAGUGCCCUCUCUAGUACCUACCCUCUCCGUCACCCAGUAACCACCCUCUCUCUGUCUCUCUGUAGUGCCUACCCUCUCCCUGUCACUCAGUACCCACCUCCUCCCUGUCACUCAGUACCCACCUCUCUAGUGCCCUCUCUGUCUCUCUCUAGUACCCACCUCCUCCCAGUCACCCAGUACCCACCUCCUCCCUGUCACUCAGUACCCACCUCUCUAGUGCCCUCUCUGUCUCUCUCUAGUACCCACCUCCUCCCAGUCACCCAGUACCCACCUCUUCCCUGUCACUCCGUAUCCACCCGCUCCCAGUCAGUACCUCCCCUCUGUGAAUCCUUUUAUAGCUCCCUCCCAGCUGCCCACAUCUGUGCCUUGCUUCUGUCUGCUCCAGCUGCCCGGACUCCACGCUCAUUACCUGCACACUCCUUCCUAAUCCCCGGCAUCAGCCUUCUCCAUGGCGGAUUAUCACAAACCCGACCAGCAGACUCUGCAGGGCCUGAAAGACACGGCGAACCGUCUGCGGAUACUGUCCAUCAGGGCGACCACCGCUGCGGGCUCCGGGUGAGUGACCCAGCUUUAUAUAGGUGUGAAAUGGAGCGAACCACCUGCAGGUUACCCCCGGGGGGAGAUGCGGGCUGCACUGUGUUCCAAGCACAUGGCACUCAUUCUCCUGUACUGUGUGCUGGGGAAGGAGACUACAGGUAACUUUUUUUUUACCAGAGUCACCCCCCUCAGAGCCACACUCACAGGUAUCACUCAGUUUUUACCUCUGUUGUGCCAUUGGGGUGAAAAUUGAAAGUGUAGCAAUAAUCUCAUUUUAUAUGUGGAAUGAUUAGUUUCCAGUAUGUAAAAUACCUUUAACAUAAUGCUUUAAAAAUAAUAAUAAUAAUACAUUAAAUUCAUACAUUUUUUAAUGUUCCCAGUGGUAAAUGAGUUUAGAUAGUAGUUCCAAUAGACAUGUUUUAAAACUGUAUUUAGUUUAAAAGCUGACAGAGCAUCAUGGGAAAUAUAGUUCACAAGCCUCUAAAUGCAGAUCUCGUCACUUCCUGGUUUAAUCGUGUUAUUUAUUUAAUAAAAUCAUAUUCCUUAGAGCUGUGCAAGGAGAUUUACUACACUUUACUAGUCAGUAAAUUUAGAUGAAAUGUAUGUAUUUAUUAUGCACUGCUACACUCAAGCUCUGGACAUUUCAUGGAAUCAAAAUAAACUAGAAUUAUGCUAAUGUUCUACAAAGAACAGCAGACUGGCUACUGGUCCUGAUGUGAUGUCUGUAUCUUAACUCUUGCAUGACAAGUGAUCAGGCAUUCGGAGGAUGAAUUAGUGUUAAGAAUUCAGUGACCUUCAAAGAGACUUUCAAAAUUUUGGUCAAAGUAGCUGAAUUUAAAUUUUUUUUAAAUUUGUUUUUGUUUUUACAACAGUGUUUUUAGUUUGGCUACUGUGGCCUAAAAUGUUAAAUUUGCUUAGAGUUCUUCACGUUUCAUAUUUACCGAAUAACCCCUUUACCCAAAGAUUUGCCUGUAAAACAGACUAUAUUAUGCUCACAAAUGGAGGGAGGAUAACUUUAUUAAAAUCAACACCCCUAUUUAUAAUAGACAUAAGCUAGCACUGCUGUAUUUUGGAAUGUUUAGCUUUUUGUUUAUCACUUCAUUCCGGGCUGCAUAAAGUCCUUACGAAAGCAUAUUUGUAGCUAAAAUAAAGGUGGAAACAAUGCAGUUUCCUAAUAUUAAUAUUGACUGUUAUUUUAGCAAAUUGUGAUGAAGUUUGCCACUUUUGCAUUCAGCUGCCAGGGCGCUUUAUUGGGCGCUCUCCAAAACAUUGCACACACCUUCUGUAAUAGUUGGAGAACUGAACAAGAGACGCCUUUAGCUAGCAUUAUCCAAAAUGCCACACUGCCAACACCGUGCCAAGGCAGCUAAACACAAAACGUGAGAAUUGCAGUGAAAUGGAAACCGAAUUGCAAAAUUUAAGCUACAUUAUCUAUAUGGAGCACAACUCCUACUUUUCUGUACACUGCAAAUAUAUAUAUAUAUAUUUUUUUAUAUACCCUAAAAAAAAAAAUGAAUGUAUAUUUAAAAAAAAAUAGCUUGCAAAGGCUACAGACCUGCUGUAUUUCAGUCUGUGUCAGGGAAUACUCCAAUCCGAAGGUUCUCAUUGAGAAUGCUAAUGUGUAUGUAUGAAUAAGGUAUGUCUGUACUACUUUGUGAGCUGUAAAACCGCUCAUUGAGAAGGGAGAAAGCCAGGCGUCCGCUACCCCAGUCUCCUGUCUCUUCUGUUAGCUCUGUGGCGCUAAUGGAAGUGAAAAAGAAAAAAUCACACUGUGUGUGUUUCCUAAGUAUAAAAGUUCUGCUUUCUAUAGCAAUCAGCACAUUUAGAGACAGUCACAAAUCUGGCAGACUCCAGACACACAAUGUGUGUUCGCGAGUUGUUACUUACUUUAGCAGUUUACCUAUUAUUUAGUCUAUUUAGUUUAUUAACUAAUACCGAACUACAGUGAUUUAAAAAAAAAAAAAAUUUAAGUCGGAUAGAUUAAAAAUAAAUAAAAUAAUCAGGAUAUGGUUAUAGAAAAACAAUUAUUAAAUUAAUUAUUCUCUUCUGAAAAUUAUUCAAAUCAGGGAGUGUGAGAUUUAUUCAUAAAAAUAGAAUUGACAAAUGAAUAGCUCAGUUGGAAAAACAGCUACAUUUAAGAUGAUUUAUUUUUCAGGUCGCUACAUUCCCAGUGUAAUGAGUAAAUUCCAAAGUGAUGCAUAGUAUUGUUCAUUUUGUCUUUGUUCAUGAUGACUUGCAGGAUUGUUCUGGAUUUUCUAAAACACACAUAAUGCAGGGGUUAAUACAUAGCAUUGUAUGUUAAUACAUUCCCAAGUUGCUAACCAUAGUAAUGCCAGAAGUUUUGACAUCUUCAUUGGCCAAUUUAAAAAACUUGUACAGCAGGAAACCUAAUUUUAUAUUACAUUUCACAAUGCUGGGGGAAAAAACAUUAUACUGCAUGUAAAAAUGAUUGUUCUUUCCUGGUAAAGGAGUGUCAGAUAAGGUGCAGUUGUAGGAGUGAAGCAUGUAUUAUAAAUUAAGAAUAUAUUGCCAGUGUGUAAUUCGUUUCCUUUAGGUCCCUCUAUUUUCAUUUUAAACGGUUAUUAAACAGUAUCUGAAAUUCUCCCUCUUUAGACGUGGCGCUACAUCCUUUUCCUGUCUCCUUCCCAAUAAAAUGCCUCUCGUAACGGAUCAUUGAUUGGGCAUGGACGCAUGCACAUCGAAGAAGGAAGUGAGGCAGGGAACUAAACAAACGGGUGGAGGGGGUGGAUGGAUAAGAGGAGGGAAUCUCACAGAGUCAGGGUGUUAGAAAUAUUAUAAAGAAUGAGGCUUGGAAGGGGAGGGAGGUAAUAUUUUAAUAAACAAAGUGUCACUGGUGGAGGCAGGCAGGGCUAGUCAAGGCAGAACCAGGUGACUGUGUGCAUGCGAGUCACGCACACACAGUUCACUUGCAAGUGAAGAAUCAUGUUAUCUGUUGCUGGUUUGCAGUGUGCGCUGACAACAGGCGUAAUUUUUGCACAGAAUUGACAUUUGAUAGUCUGGAACGGAGUCCCGGGCUGCCAAAGUCACAAGUACCGAGUAUGCCACUAGCCCCUGUGUUCUUUAAAAAAAAACUACUCCGUCACCUCUGGUGAUACGGCUGCACCAGAAGUGAGCUGUAUGUUGGUUCAUCUCUGUAGGGCGCGUGCACCCCACAUGGGGGUAUGGGACUCUCUCAGUGUGCCAUUUGCAUGUGCAGCACGAGCUGUGGAGGAGGAACGCUGUAAAUGCGUGCGCAGGGCACAAGUAUUUAUGACAUUGAACAGCGCAUGCGCAGUGUUAGCAUAGGAAAUGCUCAUGGUAGUAGUACACAUGCACCUGAAUCGACUGUGUGGUAUGCCUACAGGGUAGGUUAUUUUUAUUGCUGCCACUGUGCAUGUGCCGGAACAGGCCAUUUUGGAUUUCAUGAUUGGAUAAACCAUCACAGGCCAUAAAGUGGACUUGCUUUCCAUGUCAUUUUUAGAUUUUCUGCACACUUGACUGUUGGUUUUUUAAAAAGCAGACUUUAUUUGAAGUGCAUGAGUACAAACAAUGUUUUGGCCCUACAACCAGUCUUUGUCAAGUGAAACUCAAUGGCCAACUUGUAGCAGCUGUGUGUGCCAGGAGUACCAUUUGGUUCUUGUUGCAUGUACACGAUUCUAGAGCCAGUGCUUUAUUGAAAAUCAUGGGAUACAUGCUGAUAUCUAGUUGUCUUGGCGUAAUCACAGGUAUGAGAUAGGCGAAUAGUGCACGUUGUGCAGAAAGAUGCCUGUGAUAACUGCCAUGUAUGAAUAAGGGCUUACUUCAGUAAGAGAUCUAUAGCUGUACAAGUAGUUAUACUAGAUAUAGCUAGUCUUUGAUUUAUUUAAAAAGGUAAAAACUUGAAAUCCCAAACAGAUUCCAUAGCCAGUUUAUCUUUAUUAAAACUAAAACUUGACCGAUCUCCUUUAAGGGGUUAAAGCCUGCUAAAUGGAUGGAAAUAAAGGCGGGUAACACAUUGCAAGUCAAAUAAAACAAAGAAUUGAAGCUGAAAUAAAAACAGAGAAUAAUUCUAACCUUGGGCAAUAUCAUUUCAGCAUUCUUUUAACGCUGUGUACCAAAGUCAAAAUCAGUGAGCAACAGGAAUUCGAGAUGCCCAGUACACAAAGGCUUGCCAGAUGGCCCAGGGCAACCUCCGGCCUCUCUAAAUAGUCUGCCUUGCCUAAACGCAUCAGUGUAUCCCUCUCCAGACAGCCGAAAGAUGUUCUGAUCCUUCUAUUCCUUCAGUAUAGAGCCAAAGGUUCCACUGUGUAACAAGCAGCCCCAUAUUUUACAGAUAGGUGAAAAGAUAAAAUCAAACAUAAAAUACAGUUUUGUUAUUUUUUUUCUUAUAAAUGUAAUGCACGGAGUUUAAUAAUAAUAAUAAGACUGCUUCCACCAUAAACACUGCAGUAAGCUGUAUGGGUUAUCAUCAUGUUUAGAGUGCCCCUGUAAAUAAUGCAUUUUAUCCCAUACGCAGUCAAUCAGAAAGAGAUGACAAGGAGCCUUCUGGAUGCUUAUAUUUUUGGUGCCCAAGAGACUUGUAAGGUUGGUGUAAGUGUGUUCCUAAAGGUACACUGCAAACAGCAUAACAUCUGGCUGUAGUGGCUAUGGUACCAGGAGUCCCCCUAGUUGUCAUACUAUAUAAGAAGGGUUUGACAGCUUAUCUUGGCACCUGAGUCUGCACUGCCUGCCUCUAGAUUUUCCUCCACUGAGCUAAGCAGAGCUGUUCUUAAAGGACCAUUAUAGUGCCAGGAAAACAUACUCGUUUUCCUGGCACUAUAGUGCCCUGAGGGUGCCCCCACCCUCAGGGACCCCCUCCCGCCGGGCUGGAUGGCAAGGAAAGGGGUUAAACUUACCUUUUCUCCAGCGCUGGGCGGGGAGCUCUCCUCCCCUUCUCCACCUCCGAUCCUCCUCGUCGGCUGAAUGCACAUGCGCGGCAGGAGCUGCACGCGCAUUCAGCCGGUCUCAUAGGAAAGCAUUCAUAAUGAUUUUCACAGUGAGAAGCACGCAAACGCCUCUAGCGGCUUUCAAUGAGACAGCCACUAGAGGCUUUAGAAGCUGGAUUAACCCAUUUAUAAACAUAGCAGUUUCUCUGAAACUGCUAUGUUUAUAAAAAAAAUUGGUUAAUCCUAGAGGGACCUGGCACCCAGACCACUUCAUUAAGCUGAAGUGGUCUGGGUGCCUAGAGUGGUCCUUUAAGGAUGAGUUUAGAUAAGUGGCAGUGUCCCUCAGAUGGCUGCUGGAGGUGCUUCUUGGCUCAGUGCUGCACAGUAGGCAGCUCUGCCAUUCAGCGUCUCCACACUCUGCAUGGAGACGCAGAAUUUUCCUCAUAGCGAUGCAUUGAUUCAACAGUGUUUGGCCUCGUCCUCUUGCCGAUUGUAUCCAGUCCAAUGCUUUACCCAUUGGAAAGCAUUAGAUUGGCUAAAAAUCGGCAAUUCUGAUUAUGUCACCAAGGGGGUAGAGCCAGCGCUGGCGUACCUGCGGGGCGCUGGAAGUAAGGUGAGUUUUAAUUCCUUUUAAGGGGGUGGGGGGACGGACGGGGCAAGCCAUCUAAAUGGUGGCUUGGUUUUCCCUAUAGGGUCAGGAAUACAUGUUUGUGUUCCUGACCCUAUAGUGUUCCUUUAAAUACUACCCUUCAAGAUGGUGAAGUGAUUUGCCCUGGAAACACAAGCACUCAGUGAUGUCCUUCAGCUUCAGAUACUUUUGGCCUUGGGUGCCCUGUUUAUGUGAGAAUGAGACUUCGCUAUCUCCACUUCUCUUUUUUUCAUGUCUUAUGUAUGUCUUAUAGUUAUUAUUUUAGUAUAUCGAAAAGUAAUAGCUAUUAUUUACCUUCAUUUAUAUUGCCUUUUUCUUUUUAGUUGUAUUUUAAUAUUUAGUAUGUUCGCAUAAAACUGUCAACAGGGAGUCACCAUGGUUUUUCGAAAACUUCUGUAUGUCUUACCUAUAAUUUGUGUUCAUCUUACUUUUGAAAUUAGGUAUAAACUAAAAUAAUAUUGUGGAAAUAACUAGGAAUCUUAAAACAUAAAUGAAAAAAAUAUCAGUUUACUAUCUGAAUCAUCCUUCCUAAAAGUAAUUUGCAUGUGUAGUCAUUACACAAGGUAUUUUUCUCAAUAAAUUGUGAAAGGUUGCUAAUUUAAAGUAAUAUUUUAGGGGAAAAUAAAUGAAAAACCAUUGACUUGGAGAAUGUUUCCAAGCGGCCUAAAAUGUGAUAUUCAGUUUGAAUUCUUGACCAUUCACACUUUGGUGAAUUGCUCAUUGGGACUAAAUUGAGAAAUCAAAGUGAAUUUCAAAUAUUAUGCCAGAGCCGCAGAAUUAGAAGCUUAGCCAUUUUGGCUAUGUUUACCUUAAAUCUGAUAUUUAAUUUGAAUUCUCCCUUCAGUGAAUAUCUCUUUUACUCAGUAAAGACCAAACUGUAGUAGAUUGAAAACAGAUUUAAAAAAAAUAAUGAUACAAAUUCAAUACCAUGAUGCUUGUGACUAUAGAGAAUUAUUCCUAAUCUAGGCUAUUUUGCUAAUAUUUUUAAAUUAAUUGUUUUGCCUAUUGUACAGCGCUGUGAAUCAUGUUGGUGCUAUAUAAAUAAUUAGAAUUUAGUGUUUAGUGAAUACGUUCAUGUCCUGUGCCUGUGUAUAUCUAUCUUGCAAUGUUGACUGCUUUCAAGGACAAUUUACUGAAUUUAUUUAGGAGCGGACAUUCACACACGGCUUUAAUUUAGUUUAAAAUUCCCCAAACAAUAUUUAUUCUAGACUCCUGUAUCCCCAUACACUUUUUGUGACUUGAUAUUGACACUACCUGUAAUGUCAGUCUAACAUUUUAUUAUUGACCAGAAAGUGCAUCUGGAUUUUAAAGGAAGUCAGUGUGUCUGAAACCUUAAGUAAUUCUUUCAAAAGAGACAAAGUAACAAUGCAAUAAACCACAACCCAUGGAAAUAUCUAUUAGGGAAGCAGAUUGGCAGAUUACAAUUAGAUCUCACAUGCCAUGGGAUGGAGUCGUUAUAAUAUGUGCAAUUGUGGGGGAAGUGAGCAGAAGGAAAUAGCCAUUUGUACAAAUACAUGCUAAUAUUUAGACAAUAUUUAUGUGAACAUGCUGAAAUGUUGUAUAGAUACUUUUCUACUAAAAACCUCAGCUACUGCAUUUUGCUGCAAGAUUCACCACGGACCCCUUUAAAGAGGAGCACCACGAAAAGUGUUGCCCUUCAAUAUGUAUGAUUUAUCUGGUGCAGUAAUGAGAAAAAUUUAGUUAUAGAGAAGGUCCCCAGAAAGAGACUUGCUUCUUAAAGGACCACUAUAGUGCCAGAAAAACAAACUCGGGUUUUUAGGACCCCCCCCACCCUCAGGGUCCCUCUCUCGCUGGGCUGAAGGGGGAGGAAGGGGUUAAACGCUUACCUUUCUUCGGCGCUGGGGAACUCUCCUCCCUCUUCUGACAGCGCUGAAUGCGCAUGCGCGGCAAGAGCCACACACGCAUUCAGCCAGUCCGUAGGAAAGCAUUUCUUAAUGCUUUUCUAUGGACAUCAGCGUCUUCUCACUGUGAUUUUCAAAGUGAGAAGCGUGGAACCGCCUCUAGCGGCUGUCAGUGAGACAGCCACUAGAGGCUGGAUUAACCCUAUUGUAAACAUAGCAGUUUCUCUGAACCUGCUAUGUUUACAGCUGCAGGGUUAACCCUAGAUGGACCUGGCACCCAGACCACUUCAUUGAGCUGAAGUGGUCUGGGUGCCUAUAGUGGUCCUUUAAUGCUUUUCCUUCCUGGAACACACACCUUCUGUUUACUAGCGCACUGUGGUUUACUGCCUUGUUUCUCAACCAGUGGUACGCAUACCACAGGAGGUGUGAAUACUAAAGGAAAGCAAUACGCCAAGAGCUGGCCAGCUUAGCGCACCGCAGGAGACAGCUGGCUGUGUAUUAAGGCAGAGUUGGGACCUGCAACUAAGGACGGCAGGUGCCUGCUCUGCCCAAAUACAGUGUCCACUGUAUCUUCUGUGUUCAGUGUACAAUGAUCUUACAGCAUUGCUCCCUCGCGUGCCCUGCAUUGAUGGUGGCAGUCGGGUUAUGACAUCACUCCGGCUCCAGCGUCACUAAACAGCGUGCAAGGGAGCAGUGUUUGGAAGAGCAUGGAGAUUACAAAAGCCCCCCUUUGGACCCCGGGAAAGGAUCCACUCCAACUCUCCCAAAGGUAGGGAGGCUGGGUAGACUUAAAUUAAAAAUAAUAGAAAAAAAAAUAUUUGUGUGUGCGUGUCUGUCGAUUAUUUUCAUACACAAUAUUCACAUAUUUAUUUAAAAAAUAUUCUUUAUUACCUUUAAUCAGGCUUGAGCUCCUCAUCAGAAUGACGGUAUUGUGUAUCCAGCUAUAUAGUACAUCUUGGAAAUGAACUUGAAAUGUUUCAUUCGAUAGAGGUGUAAUGUAUAUAUACUGUAUACAAAUUAGCAAUUUCCUAGCUCAUUAAAAGUUAUCCUAAAACUGUAUUGUAGGGGGUAUUGUCUCUUUAAUAAGGCCCCCACUCCCCUUUUGUUUCUGCAAGAUUUGAUGAAUAAGGUUUUUUCCCUCCUUUUUUCAUGCCCAGUGGGUAGACUGGCUUCUAAAUAAACAUUCUUUUUGUGUCUUGUUGAAAACAUGCUAUUCACCCUGAGUCUGCAUUUAUGUGAUUACAAGCAGUUUGGAAUAAUUUGUCCUCUGUGAAGGAAAUGAACUGUUCUGAUAAUCAGCUAGAAUAUUUCCACUGAUAUCCCAUUUCUGAAGAACUUUCUUCAUGUUAUGAAACAUUCAAUGUCCGCACUGAAACAUUGUGUUGCCAUAUACACUAUGUUUUUCUAAAUACACACAACUUCCUUAUGUUUGUGGUCUGCAUGUAUAAACUGUCACUUCAAAAUUAUUUUAAUAUAAUAAUCCUUUAAGUAUUGAAAGGAAAUAGAAUUUUUAAAAUGAAGUCUAUGUAAAUAAAACAAAAAGACUCUAGUUAUUCUGUGUGGUCUUCCUUGUCUCUGUGCAUGGAGUUUAGCGAGGGAGACCACAAUGACUGUUUGUUGUUUUUUUCUAACACGCUGCGACCCAAGGUAUAUGUACAGUAAGUAUAUGACUGGAGGAUGCUCAUAUACUAAAGGUACGAUGAGUUUUCCACAUUUUUUUUUUUUUUUUGUUACAUAUACCUCAUUCACUCAAAUCUAUUUCUUUCAAUGCUUGAUGAAAGAAUCAUUAUAUUAAAACAUAUAUCGAGGUGACACUUGUUAUUUAAAGGGUUACUCCAUGUACUGGGAUCACUGCAGGGAUUUGAGGUGGUCAUGGUACCUCAAGGCUGUAUAUGCAGAGUAACACUUUAAAACAAACGUUUGCCCCAUUAUGGGAAACUGCGCCAUCAUAACCACUAAAGCUAUAGCGGGCUGUAGUGAUUGUAAUGGUUGAAGUAGCCAUUUUUUCUUCCUGUAACAUAUGAAUUAUACAAACUGCAGGUAGCAACUUUUAAUUUGAUUAACUAGCUGGCACUUGCUGCAAUUGAGUGGGUAUAAUUUAAUUUAGGGAUGCAUACAGGUAAUGGUACAAUGGGCUAUUGCAUUAAAACCAAUGCAUCCAUGCAGCUUGCAAGUUAUCUAACAAUUCCCAAUGAAAUAAUCCGUAUUGUCAAACUAUACCUGAAGAUUUCAGUAGUCUAUAUGGUUUUUAUGUUUUUUAAAUGUGUUCACUGUUUCAGAUUGGUUACAUUCAUAAAGUGACAUGACUAUGCGUAUGGUGACAUUUGGAGCAUUAGAAAUGGUAAUCGGCAUUUUGAGUGCUGUGACUAAUCAUUGUUUGAAUUCUGCUAACAAAAGUAACUGUUUGCAGUGCAAGGUUUGGAAUUGACUUAAUCUCUGUACUGUAAGGAUGAGUAAUCAUUUUUAAAUAAGGACAUUAAUUACUUUCAGCAUGAAUUGAAUUGUAUAUUCUAGUCUUAACUUGAAGCAUGAAGGCUAUCAGAACAUAUGUGUAAUACCUUGUAUUGAAUAUUAAUUUAACUGUAUUAGUUUUGGGUCCAGAGCAAAUCAAGGUGUGUGUAUAGUUAAACACGUAUUUAUAGCAGGUGUGUCCAAGUAUAGUCUGUGAGCUAUUCUUGAAAUACAUUUACCAAAAUUCUCUGCCACCUAACUCACUUGUGGUAUAAAAGGAUCAUAUACACAUAAAGCUAAAGCGUACAUUUGUUGACGUGCUAUUUAAUCUUUAUUCCUUAUAUUUUGUAUUCUAAGCAAAACUCGAAAAUAAAUUCAGGAUUGUUCACAAAAGUAUGACAGGGAUUCAUAGUGCAUUUCAAACUUGAGGGCAUGUUAUUUGAACUAAAAACACAGAUGAUUUGGUCUAUUGUUUUUCCAGAUCAGUUUUUACAGGCGAAAAUGUUAAAUUCACUUUGAAGUACAUUCACAAAACGUUCAUAUAUUAUUACUUUUUUAACCUCUUAGGCAUCCAACAUCAUGCUGCAGUGCGGCCGAAAUUAUGUCGGUGCUGUUUUUUCAUUCCAUGAAGUAUAAAGCCCAAGAUCCAAAAAACCCAAGCAAUGACCGUUUUGUGAUGUCUAAGGUAUGUUGCGAUGGCGAGCUGUUUAAUAUCAAUUUCCUAUAAUGCCUUCUGUGUGCCAAUGACCUCUCUCUUUUCUUGCCCAAACAAGAACUGUGUGCCCACACUGUAGAUUGCAUAGACCUAGACUCUCACCAACAAUCCAAUAAAAAUAUAGCUUUCUGACUUCAGCUUGCUAGAUGUCCUCACACACUGACUUCCUGCCACAGAAGGACUAACCCCUUCUUGCUGUUUUGAUAUUGCAGAAUUUAUAUCGUGUUAUCAGAGUCAAUUUUGUCCAAAGUUAAUUCCUCAUUAUCAAUGCACCCAAGAUGGAGGCAGUCCCUCAACAUCAGGAUGGAUCCCGAUUUAUAUUAGAGCAUUCAUAAAGUGAUUUGAUAUUAAAGCAGGGGAUGAUCGCUGGGGAUUCUAAGCACCUUGUUGUACUGAUUAGGUUUCUUUGAGUAUUUUUCAAGUAUGCAUUACACACUGGUUAGUUAAAGACAUAGUCAAAAAAUUACAGUUAUAAAAAUAUUUACCUAAUGGAGUUCGCUUGUUAAAGGGUUACUCCAUCCACCUUGACCACUUCUACUUUUUGAAGUGGUCAGGGUAUUAGGAGUCUGAAUGUGCACUAUUUCUUGCAACGUGAAAUUGCAGUUCCGGUACACAUGACUUGGGCAGCCUAGAACACUGUGCCCUGAGCCAGUGAAAUGGUCCAAUCAAAGGCUUCUCUAUGAGACCUCUAUGCGGCUCCUGUGAGGUCUGAUGGGGUUGCGCUGAGCAGCGCUGCAGAGCUUGACCCAGCAUUGGAUUAAGGUGAGUACAAUUCAGUUUAAAACACUCUUUAAGAUUUUUGGGAGGUAGGGGGAGGAGCAUAUAGAAUAAUGCCAAAUGGGCCAUUAUUCUACUGCCCAUGUAAAAGGGUUGGAGAAAACCUUUAACAUGUUGGAUUCUACUCUAAAAAAAUAUAAUCCAUGUUUUAAAAUUACCAAAUGGCACUUAAACGCUUACUCCAAGCACAUGACCAUUUCAUUGAUUUGCAGUGGAGUCUGUAUGUGCAGCACUUCUCUUUGCUCAUAUAGAAAUUAACACCUCUGCUCCUCUUCUGGCAGCAUUAUAGGAGUACCAUAAGCUGGUUCCUAAUAUAGCCCUGUUGGGGCCUAUGACCAGGGGCGCCUGCCCACAGUCAUCUAUACAUGUAGAACCGAUCCUCUUGGUGUUUGAUCAGAUCUGUGUGACCUUCUGGGCAAAGAUUUGUGCACAUGGACUUACCUCCACAUCUGCUGACCUAGUUGAGGCUCCGCGGAUCCAUCCUGCAUUGCGACAACACCUGCAUAGGUAUCCCCCACGCGUUCCCAGAGAGGCAAUGCGGAGGAAAAGACGCAAAUGGCCAUUGUGGCGAACGGCAGUGCCACAACACUCAGGCCCUUGUGUCCGCUACUUCUCACUCUGUAUCCAGGCACGUUCACUCUCCACAUGGCCCACCUGCUACACAGGCCUUUUCCUCAUGGCACCGGUAAUGCAAUAUUCGGCGGCUGCAAGCUCUGACUGCAUAGUCUGCUGAACUGCGAGUGUGCUUGCCCACAGACCUCUCUCGCUGCCAGACUUCCUCAUUCAUAAUCUUGAUGGGCAUUCUGCUUUUCAUGUUUAGAACAAUGCUAUUAAGUGUUUACCAUGGUACGCUAUUGAUACCCUCUUAGUUAAUUCAUCCAGUGUUUUUUAUAUCUUGAACCUAUACACAGUUCUGUGUUACAGCUUCUCUAUCUCUUUGUUAUUCUGAAAUAGAUUUGUGCUCCUGCUGUCUGUUCUGUAUUUUUAAACGUAAAAAAAAUGCAGUAUUCUUGACAUUCUGUUAUAUGCAUGCACCUUUUUCUUCGCAUUUAUUCUCAUUCGAAAUGUCUACAUAUUCUUGCUUGUUAAGCUUUGCACUUCUAAAAUAAAGGAUGUUUUUUUGCAUAAACAGAAUAUUCAAGGGUACAAUUGAUGUGUAUGUAAACAGGUUGUUGAUCCAAGGAGAAAUCUGAUUGUCAUUAUGGAGUCAAGAAGGAUUUUUUUUCACUUUUUGUAGCAUUAUUGGAAAUGGCUACAACUGGAUUUUUGCCUUCUUUUGGAUCAAGAGCACAAAAGAAUUGGCUUUCAUGGUUAAACUUGAUGGACUUAUUUUUUCAACCUAAACAACUAUGUAAUAUUGCAAUGUAUUACUAUUGUGGCAUGAUUGCAAAAUUGAAUCCUUACUGCCUGCAUGAAAAACAAUAUUCUUAAUCACAAGGCUAUAGCUCAUACAGUUACAAAGCUCAGCACUGUAUGUCUGCUGAAAUUGUGUCGAACAACAUCUGUACUGGGAGUCUGCUAAUAAUCUCUUGUUGACACAUGCUGUCAGACAAUCUCAGUUCUUCGGGGACGGUUCAUACCAUUAAUGUAUGAACUUUCAUUUUCUUGUUGAUACAUCUUGUGAGAAAGUUGACUUGUUCAUACUGUCAUUUCAUGAACUAUUGCAUAAAACAGAAGUCCAAAUAAAUUCAUAAAUACAUCUCACACAUUUAAAGCCUAAAUUAUGGCAAUACUAGUGCAGAUUGUUCACUUUCGCUGUAAUUAUCGCAUGGGAAUACUGUUAUAACUGUAGACUGGUGGAAUGUAAUCUGUUUGUUUUACCAUAUCUCUCUGUCUACAAAUUUCUGUUUAUGCUUUGUCUUUGCUAACACAAAAAUAUGAUUAAACGUGGUGUGAGAAAGUUAGACUCACUAUUUCUUGUAUUUUUCAGGGUCACGCAGCUCCGAUUCUGUAUGCUGCCUGGGCAGAAGCUGGUUUUCUGCCAGAAUCUGAGCUUCUAAAUUUGAGGAAAAUUGACUCCAUCCUUGAAGGUCACCCAGUGCCUGUGAGUAUCAGCUAUUUAAGGUGUUACAGAAUAUUUUCAGUUUUGCUGUUUAAAUCACACAUUUAGCAGUCCUUAUAGGAUUAUUCUGUCUGUCUAUAUCUGUUCCAAAUUAGCUUUAACUCUCAAUACACUGAUCUUAGGUAAGACAAUUUUGGUAACCCUCAUUAUUGUACCCAAUAUAUUACUGGCUUUAAAGAUAGUUUGGAAUGCAGUGUGCUAUAUUAUUGAUGUAUCUACUGGUCCGGCAGCUCAAUAAUGAUGUCUGAAUAUCCAGGUGAGAGAUGCCUUCCUGUUAUAUGUUAUGUUAGAAGAUUAACCAAAUCCCCUGAUAUUACUCCCUUCCUGUUAUAGGUACCUCAUUACACGGCUUGAACAGCAGAUAGUCUCAGAUCAUGGAUAUGCCAUGAAGUGGUUCGAUCUUAUAUGAGCAAUAAUUAUGUUAGGAUAGAAAAGGAUCUGCCAAAAAAUUGCCUCUGUGUCAGGCGUAUGCAAUUUAUGAUUUUGUAACUAGGCAAGCGUUUUAUUGACUGUGUAUGCUUUAUAGCUAGUUUAUAAUGCAUUUUGUGUGUAUGAUAAUAGCACUUAUUAGAACACCAUGAACUUGAAAUCCGAUAUUGCUGAGUUGUAAUUUGCAAAGACACCCAGCGGUGCAAUCGCCACUAGAGGGACAACCAGAAGUGAGAUUUAACUUACCUGAAAAUGUCCCUCGUGGGCAUUGCCAUCUCUUUUUGGCCGGUCUCUUCUGCUCACAUGUGUGGGAGUUAUACCACUGAUGUCUAAGGUGGUCCCGUGAUACUUCCAUAGACUGAGCCAAUUGCUGGGGGAUUGACACUUGUAGAUGACGGUAGCUCUGCCCAAUGUCUAAAAGUUUCAGGUGUAAGAAAAUUACUGAGACAAAGUAGUCCCCACUUUCUCUCAGUAUAUAACGGAGUUGGAAUUUCAGUGUACAGUCCAUAGGAGUAUUUCAUAAAGACUCCACCUGUAUGAAACACUAAUUUUGCAGGGGGUGGGGGAGUGACCGUGGCACUUUAAAGGGACAUGAUAGACAUGUUCCCCUUCUUUUAACCCUAAAAGUGAAAACAUUGCUGUGUGCUUAAAAUGCCUCUAGUGGCUCUGAAACAGCAGAGUAAAACUGGGCUAUUUCAAUCGAAUGGUCACAUAGAGAACAUCUGAUUGGCACUGCAUGCUCAUAGCUUCCCAAUGCUUUCUUAAGGGAAAGCAUAUGAUUGGCUGAGAUCAUCAAGCUUGUAAUGUCAACUAAGAGGCGGGCAAGCCGCAAAGAGCAGCGCAGCAUGGGAUAAAAGGUAAGUAAAACAACUUUUUAACCCUUGGGGGAUGGCGUUCACCUUAACGAUGGCUAGGACAUUAAGGAGGUAGUAUUCCUUGUGCUAUAGUGUUUCUUAACAUUUGAAAUCCACUUUGAACAAUUGCUUUUACACAUUCUAUGUUAGCUGCAAUCUCUCUUUAAUUUAAACUGUGUUAUAUAUUCUCCUGAUCUGUAACUUUUUUCUUUGUUUUAGAAACAAGAAUUUGUAGAUGUGGCCACAGGAUCCUUGGGACAAGGUUUGGGUGCAGCUUGUGGCAUGGCAUACACAGGGAAAUUCUUUGACAAAGCCAGGUAAGGUUUUGCACACUUAUUUCCCCCCCAAAAAAUAGCUUCAAAAUUCACAUGAUCCAGCCUCUAGUGGCUGUCUCACUGACAGCCGCUAGAGGCGCUUCCGCGAUUCUCACUGUGAAAAUCACACUGAGAAGGCGCUGGACGUCCAUAGGAAAGCAUUGAGUAAUGCUUUCCUAUGGGCGGUUUGAAUGUGCAUGCAGCUCUUGACCCUAUAGUGCCAGGAAAACGAGUUUGUUUUCCUGGCACUAUAGUGCUCCUUUAAUUGUAAUCUACUAAAAGAAACCCGAACAAGCACGUAGCACAAAUUCUGGGUUUGGUUUUGGUACAGAAGUUGAACGAUUGCCUCCGUCCUUAACGAUUACGGGAUUAUAUGACUGUCUGUGUAAAUCAGGAAAGAUGAUUACAUAAUUCUCUUUGCAUUAUUACUGGAGCUGAGUCAUUGUGACUGUUUAAGUCUAGUAACCCAUUCAGUAUAAUAAACGGUCUCUCCAUUCUCUCCCAAGUCCAAACACAUCUUUCCAAAGUACACAGCAAAGGGCAAAUUUACAAACUAUGAUCUACGUUUAUGGUUUCCCUAAUAUUGAGAGAUAGAUAUAUAUAUAUAUAUAUAUAUAUAUAUAUAUAUAUAUAUAUAUGUUAAUAACAUAUAAGACGACAAUUUAAUGUAUUCGCUAUUUAGUGCACUAACUGUAAAAUACAGCAAAUUAGCCCAAAUACUUUUUGACUCAUCUGAUUUGGAGAAGUUUUCUGACUUUGCUAUUUUACCUUUUAUUUUGGAUUUUAUAUGUCAAUUCACCAUUUAGCGAUUAAACCCCAAUAUGUGCAGCUUUCUCCUCAUUUCUUUUCUGUCCUACGGUUCAUUAUUUAUUAUCUGAGUGAGGCACGGAUAACUGCAACAAGCUUUGUCUUAAGACAUUUUAACAUUUUAAUGUUGAUGCCUUAAUGGUAGAGACUUUGGCGUAUGAAUUCUGUGCCCAUUCUGUUUCCACUCCCUCUGUGCCCCGAAUUAAACUCGGGUAGAAAUGUCAGUAGCUUCAGCAUUAAUCCCUAAACAAAGGAAUGUGUUGCUGUAUCAUGGGCAAGGCGUGUGUUUGCUUGUACAGUAAUUUGUAAUGUUAAAUAUUAUUCCCGCCUUUACAUCUCCUCAAGUGAACUUUGCUUUAACAUUUUAAGAUAAGAGCUGAUAGGAAUGCUGGGAUUUGACCACAAACGACAAAGCUGUGUACAUUUUCUGCAGCGUACCACAACAUUGUGUUACCACAAAUAUUACAGUAAAAAAAGUUCUUUAUUGUGCAAAUGUUAGUACAUACACUGGAUUUAACACAGAAAAACUGCCAUUUAAACUCCAAAUUGGUGCUCCGUUUGGUAACAAAUCUUGUUUUAAUCCUGUAGUAAGGAUAAGGGUAGUAAAUGCCAGUCAUUAACUUUGAGAUGUAAUAGAUGCAUCUGCAGCAUAUGUUUACCUCAGGAAAUUCCAUGUUAUACUUUAUUUUUGUCAAUUUGGACUUUAAUAUGAUUUUGCUACCUGCCUUUGUGAUAUAUUAAACUAAUUUUAAAAGGUAUCUAUGGCCAACAGCUGUUACUAACUGAACCCAUAUAUUCACACCUAGUUCAUAACCACUUAGAUCAGGGAUAGGAAACUCUUAGCACUACAGAUGUUGUGGACUGCAUCUCCCACAAUGCUCGUAUUGCCAUAAUGCUGGCAAAGCAUCAUGGGAGAUGUCCAAAACAUCUGUAGUGCCACAGUAUCCAUACAACGUGCUUUUCCCCACUCUCCACAGCCCCUAUAAUCAUUCCACAUUCUCCUAACAUAUUAAAUGUGAAGCCUUGUAACAAGAUCGUUUUGCAUGUUAAACUAAAACAGAAAUUAUUUGGAAUUCAACGUGAAUUUCACAUUUUACAUCAACAUUAUCAAACUUCAUGCUUGCUGUAUACUUUGUGGGAUGUUUUGAUUAAACGUUUGAACACUUCUUUGAUUUUUGAACACUUCACACUUUCUAAAUAACUAGUGUUGCCCUCGAUCUGGUCUGAAUGCCAUCCCACAUACCAUCAGCCUUAUUUGGCUAUUUGAACUCUGCCCUGUCCCCUAUUUCAGUGUUGAGCACUGAGCAUCAUGGUAAACGUUUUAUAUUGGGUAAACGUAGUUUGCAAACAUUUGUUUCAAUCACUUCUACACAUGGCCCCUCCAUAAGGAGAAUGAGAUAAUGUGGAGACAAAAGUAUUUCUCACUCUUCAUUAAAUACCUUUUGUAACCAGUGACCACAGCUGCUUAGGUGAGACUAAUUUGUAUUCUAUACAGCCUUAGAAAACAUACAUUUGUCAAGCUUGGUGUGCAGUUUUUAUUUUCAAUAUUGGAUUCUAAAAAAAAAUACUUUCAUGCUCAAGCUGGUAACAAUAAAGUGGGAUAGUGUUUUUCCUGGAAGUGGCAGUUCCAUGUUCCAACACCCCAGUAAGCACAAUUGUAGCAUUUAUGCAUUUACCGCGGUGAACAAAGCUGUAAAACAAAAUAGUGCUGCACUUUUGUGAUGUGGGUGACUUUGUCGACCCAUGAUUCUUUGAUCAUAUUUAUGUACGCUUGGGCAUUUACAAAAACUGUACCAUAUAAGAACAUGCAAACUCAGGAAUUCCUUAAGCGGUGCUGUAUGUAAGCAUUUGUACACGGCAGGGGUUACAUUUACACACUGUGCCCUGUAGCAGGGUGUGGGGAGAACAAAACUAGUGAAACCACAACCAUUAGAUAUCUUUCAUUAAAAAACCCUUUUCACCUGCAACUGUGACAUUUUAAUCAUUCCUUUCUGAAUCCCAAUGUGUAUAAACGUUUUCAUUGCAGACAUUAUCAGUAUUAUGUCCCAUUAUAUUUUUGUAUGAUUUAAUUGGCUUGCUCUGAUAAAGUUGAUGUAUGUUUUUCAGUUAUCGAGUGUUUUGCCUGCUCGGAGAUGGUGAGUCCUCAGAGGGUUCCGUUUGGGAAGCCAUGGCAUUUGCUGGAUUUUACAAGCUGGAUAAUCUGGUGGCCAUCUUUGAUGUUAACCGCCUCGGUCAAAGUGACCCAGCUCCUCUUCAGCACAAAGUGGACAUCUACCAAAAACGCUGUGAGGCUUUCGGGUAUGUUGAUUAGUGUCCUUGAACUUUUAGCUGAUCCCAUUAUGACCACCCAUUUCCCCUCAGGAUCCGAGGAAUUUUCCUAAUUAUAAUCUUAAGUAAAUAUGACUUUUAUUUUUGAAAAUCUUGCAUUUCAUUAUUUCGAUGAUAUAUCUUUUUGAUGGGUUUGAUCCUGGGAAAGUAGUGAUUACUCUAUUUUAGUGACAGAGUUGCGUGCAUUAUGUAUAUAUGAGAAUAAACAGACAAUAUCGGUUAGUUUGUAACCACUAACAGCCAAACAACAACCAGAACCUGGUGGUAAUGAAAGUGUUUACGUGUCUACCAAGGUAAGUUAGAUAGCAAGCAAAACUUAAUAGUUUUAAAAAAUAUAAACGGAUACACUGGAUUGGUAGGACAUGGGAUAGAGAAAUGCUGUUAUCUUGUACUUCUCACACUGUGUCGAAGCUCUUUGUAUGCUUUCAGUACAGCCAUGUUUGGUUUUUGGCCGUUAUUAAAAUAUUUCUAUCUCAAUGCAGCAAUUGCUCUGUCUCUCUCUUACCUUCUCUCCCUCCCUCCUGCUAAAUUUAACACUAGAUGGAUGGCUAGAUAGUAAAUCUGUGUUGAUCAGUUCUUUUAAAAAAAAAUUUUUUUUAAAUUGAACUGCACUGCUAACUUAUAUUUUGGGGCUUGUAUGGUGUGGACUUUGCAGAGCAGUUUUCCUUUUUUAAAAUAGUAUACAUUCUUACAUCUCCUGGUGACUAUUUUCAUUUCAGAUGGCACACAGUAGUUGUGGAUGGCCACAGUGUGGAGGAACUGUGCAAAGCCUUUUCUCCAGUGAAGAAUCAACCUACAGCCAUCAUUGCCAAGACAUUCAAGGGCAAAGGGAUUUCAGGUACAGAGAAAAUGCUAAUUAAACCUUGGUGACAGGUUCUUUAAUUACAUUUACACAUGCAUUGCUAACAAUGUUUCUAUAGAUUACCAGAAUGUUACAUCGCAAGAGCAUUUCUUGAGCAGUAUGUUCCUGUUGCAAGAUCAGCAAUAAAAACCCCAACAAUCCGCAAAACCUAUUUGUACAUUACAUAGGUGUUUAUUACUAAAAACGGAAUCAUAGUCAAUUAAAAAACAAAUUGUUGUGGACUAUAUCUCCCCUGAUUCUUUGCCAGCAUUAUGGCUGUAAGUGCGUUAUGGGAGAUAUGGUCCACAACAUCAAUGCCGAGGGUCUACUGCUUCCUCUUAAGGAUAAGAAGAUUUAGCCGACAAAAUUCUUUCCUUCAAGGUCACAUCUCAAUAAGUUUAUUUGCAUGAUCUCAAUACUUUUUUUUUCUUCUUCUUCUAUGUGCCACCAUUGCCCAGCUUUUAAAUACAGGUGGUGCUCACUUUAUGACCGUCCUGUUAUACGACCGCUCGCACUAACGACCAGCUCUCUAGCGUGGAAAUUUGAGAACUGGUCUAUUUUAGGAGAAUAUCUGGUAUAAUUCUUAAGCCAAGUGUUAGGGCUGAGCUAGGCUUGCUUUAUUAAUUUUUUCCCCCUUUUGUAUAAAAAUGAUUAAUAAACUUAAAAAAUAACUCAUUUGAUUAUUUAUAAGAAGUAUAUAUUAUUUUACAGUGCUCUUUUUUAUGGUAAUAAAGUAGCAUAUACAUUAUAAGAUACAUGUGUUUUCCCUGUCUUCAAUAAGUCAGCACAGAGCAUACUAUUAACACAUUUUUCUCCAGUAAUGAGAGAGCCAUGUGUUGCCUAAAAUGAUUGAAGGAAAACCAGUGAAGAUUUUCUCUAUUGAUUUAUGUUAACCCAAGCUUAUCGUGUAGAAUCUAUUAGGCAGCCCUCAUUCACUGCCACUGUGAUAAUCUCUCAAUGAUGCAUACACCAUCUGCACUGGAAGAUAUAAACACAAGUUAUAUCUAAACGUUUAUAACAUUUGACCCAUUAUAGGUGCAUUGUAAAAAUAAAUUUUGAACCUAGGACCAGUCAAACCUUUUUAAGCCCUGUGUUCUAACAGCUAAAUGCUCAGUCCUUGUAGCUGCAUUGCUGGUAUUAAUAUAAUUAGUAAAGUAGUGUUAUGCACAUAUGCAAAGUAACACAUUUGGUGCAGCAGAAAAUAUCACUAUUUGGGGAUCUUGUGCAAUCAGUGACCGGUUUCUCGGAGGUUAAUCGUAUUAGAGAGUUUAUGAAAAAUAAUGAUACCUAUUCUUACUGCAGGUGUGGAAGAUAAGGAAAACUGGCAUGGCAAACCCCUUCCUAAAGAUUUGGCUGAACAGUCUAUUAAAGAGAUCGAGAGUAAAAUCAGCAACAAGAAGAAGUUGUCACCUGCUUCCCCGGAGGAAGAUGCCCCCGCUGUCAGCAUCAAGAACAUUAAAAUGUCCUCACCACCCAGCUUCAAACUUGGAGAAAAGGUAAGUGAGAGCUCAUCGAGUUCAAAAACAUACACAAUGGGACAGAACACAAAGUAAACUACACCCUUAUAGUACAUACAGAGAAAAAAUAUAUACUUAUGAACAGAAUUGUUUGAGAAUGUCCAAACAAUAAAAAGUACAACACAUAGUGCAGACUGCAAAAAUAUCCAAAUAUAAGGAUAAGUAAUGGUUGCACUCACAGAUUGCAGAGCCGUACCAGGCUCUGUAUGAUACGCACAAGGGUGGCUAGAUAGGCAAAAGGAAUCUGUGAGCAGGUGGCCCAUAUUAGCAGAAUAUCAGGUCGGUUACUUAGCCCUAAAAUUUUAAAAUCUCUUUGAAUCUACUUUAAAUUUUGACUAUUCACGCUUUAGUUAAUAACACUUUAGAGUUUAGGAGACAGGUUCGAAAUCUAACUUCUCAAAGAAUUAGAAUCUAAUUAAGAAUGAACGAAAGAUAUAACUGUUUUUUUCAUUACACUAGCAAUUGCUAAUAGUUAUGCUUUUGUAUGAUAUAUGCCAAUUCUAUAACUUAUUAAACCAAUUAUUUGCAAUGAUUGUGUCCUUCGAGGGCACAUGGAAAUACAAAGUUACACAAUAUUAGACAUUUUUGAGCAUUUUCAUUUUGAAUACCUGCAAUUGGAAAAAAUAAAUUGAAAUAAUAUUUUUCUUUGCAGAUUGCCACUCGCAAGGCAUAUGGUCUCGCCCUUGCCAAGCUGGGCAAGGCAAAUAACAGAGUGAUUGCUCUGGAUGGCGAUACCAAAAACUCUACAUUUGCCGAGCUUUUCAAGAAGGAACACCCAGAUCGUUACAUUGAAUGCUACAUUGCUGAACAAAACAUGGUAAUUCAGUAUUCUGCUUUUGUUUGACUUACAGGUUUUCUGGAAAUAAAUGUUAUACAUAAAUAGACUUUGCCAAAUGGUAUUAUUGGCAUAAUUAGUGCAGACUAGCCUUGCAGCACAGUGAAACGUCCCAGAUGCUCAAAAUGUUGGCAAGAAUGUGCUAUUUGUGGGUAAAAUAGUUGAGCUCGAAAGAUAAUAGAGUUGUAGAUUUUUUCCAAUUUUUCCUUUGCCCUAAACUUGCAAUUCCCAAUUUAAUUAUCCAAAAUUCACAGUUUCCAAACGUAAAUCCAAACGUCUCAAAAUAUCUAUUUUGUCUUGAUAUAUUUUUAUAUCUAACCUUAUAUCUUUGCCAUAGGUAAGUGUGGCUGUUGGCGCCACCACUCGGGAUCGUACUGUGGCAUUUGCCAGUGCAUUUGCGACUUUCUUCAGUAGAGCAUUUGAUCAGAUUCGUAUGGCUGCCAUUUCGGAAAGCAACAUCAAUCUUUGUGGUUCACACUGUGGAGUUUCCAUUGGUGAGUGUCUAGUGUAUAGUUUUGUCAGUGUUAAAACAAGCACGUUCAUCAAUGUUUCUUUUAUGUAACGAUGAAUAAAUAAGCCAGUCAAUGCAGUUUUUUUGUGUUCUGUUACAUUUAACCUGUGAUUGAUAAGUGAGAUGCUAUUACACAAACACUUUUCUUUGCUACGGCUAGUAAAAUUUGGUGCUGGUAUUUUUGUUUGUAUGGUAUUGGUAAUGUUAAGACUGUUUCUCCCCUACUUAUAUUUAAAGGGACACUCUAAGCACUAUACCAAUUACAGCCUGUGGUGGUAAUGUUGCUAGCAGACUACUGGUGCUGUCCUGAAGUUCUGUAGUAAACUAUUUUUGAGUUGCACUUCAUUAUUAAAGGGUCACCAUGUGCUUGAAGUUGUCAUAGUGCCUCUGGCAUUGUCAUAGGGACAGUAUUUACCAGCCUUCCCUUAGUCCAAACUCCCUUAAAUAAAGCCUUUGUGUUAUUUAUUUUUGGCGGGGUGGAGCCCAGACCACCACAGAAAGGGUUACUCCAACCAAACCAGUCGUUUAUCAAACUGUUUUUUUAAAUGUGAACUUUUUUUAUUUUUUUAUUAAUCCUUUAACAUUGUCACCUGUGUCUAAAAUUGGACACUAUUGAUUGUUUGAGAGCAUCACCCCAAACCAGUCAAUGCUACACAAGCUUGAUAAAUUGGAAAGGGUCAGCUUCCACUAAAGCAGGGCAGUGAAUAAAACCCUUGGUUUGUUCAAAGAGCUCGAAAGCAGAACUGGGAGAUGGCACCAGUUGCUUGUUAGCAUCAUAACCACCAUUGAAGUGUCCCUUUAAAAUAGUAGGCUGAUAGGCAUAGGCAGAGUGGCAGCAUACUAUAUUCUUGGGUAAUGUGCUCUCUUUUCAUAUAAUGCAGUUAAGGGGCCCUGGCUAGACAGGUGGUUGAAUCUAUAUUCAUUAGCAACAGAGAUAUUAAUGCUCAUGGUAUGUACCAGGGGCAAACAAAACUAGAUCCCUGACCAGUUAUAACCAGGGCCGGACUGGGAAUUAAAAGCAGCCCUGGAAAAAAAAUAUUUACCAGCCCCAUAAUGCAUCGUGCCAGCACAGCGUGCAGAUACAGAGUUAGAACAGAUAACUUAAAAUUAAAAAUUAUUACUCCAACGUAAAAAAAAAGCACAUAUAGGCUUUAAAAAAAACAAAAGUGCAGAUUUAUUUUAAGCAGACGUGCCUUUGCAUGUAAUCAAUGUUUCAGUCCAACUACCAUGACAUAUUAAGGAAAGCUUGGUAAUGGAACUGAAAUGGUGAAUGUAUGUAGAGCACAACUGUAAAAAAUGACGUUAUCUUGUUUAUUCCUGUCGGUGCGCUCCUCACUUUAAAUAUGUUAUUGUGUUAGAGUAUGCACCUAGCAACAAGACUGGGCCAAUAUCUGCUCAUUACAUAUGGUACAUAUUAAUAACAUUUAUCUGUGUAUUAUGCAUAUAUAAAUGUUCAUUAAUAAAUGUGUAAAUAUAAUAGGCAUAAUUAUACACAUAUAUAUAUAACUAAUACACACAUUAAUAUACAUGUCAUAUACCAGUGGUGUAUCCAGAGCCUGAUCCCGGGAGGGGCACUUGUAGAUUAUUUAAAGAAAAAAUCCAUGCACAAUAACAACUACUGCUCUGUGUAGUGGUUAUGGUGCAAGGAGUGCCGGGAACCCCUCCCAGAGUAAGUAGUCAAACCGUUUAAGAACAGUUUGACAACUUACCUGGGGUCUGCUGGGAUAUGGGGCUGUAGUAGGGUGAAGGGUGUAGUGUGUGUGAAAGGUUCAGUGUAUGUGUGGGUGGGGGUGUAGUGUGUGAAUGUGUAGGGUGUGUGGGGCAAUGUGUGUAUGGGGGGGCUGUGUGUGUGUGUGUGUGUGUGCGCAGCAAUGUGUGUAUGGGGGGCUGUGUAUGUGUGUGUGUGGCAAUGUGUGCAUGGGGGCAGUGUGUAAAUAAGUGUUUGUGUGGGGGCAGUGUGUGUGUGUAUGGGGCAAUGUGUAUGGUGUGUGUAUGGGGCUAGAGUUCACUCUCACCACUGCGACCACCAGGAAUCCCUGGUGGUCGCAGUGGUGAGAGUGAACUCUAGCCCGUAGCUCCAGGGCUAGAGUUCACUCUCGUGAGAGCUGGAAUGUUGCCGUGGUAAUCGCGCGAGAAGGACGCAGAGGAGCUGCAGGCUGAGCUUCCGGGUCCUCUCUUCCUCCCUCCCCUGCCUGCUGCCCGCACGGUGCCUGUGGAAUGGGGAGGGAGAUCGGCUGGCAGGGGAGAGCCUCUUGGGGGGGGGGGAGGGGGAAUUGCCCUGUGGCCCCCCCCAGAUCCACCAGUGAUAUAUACAGCCCCUAUGUGUGUCUCUUUAUCUCCAGCCCCUCUGUGUGCUUUUUUACAGUCACUCUGUUUGUUUCUUUCUCCCCCUCACUGCUCCUCUGUGUCCAUGUCUCCCCUCUCCUUCCCAGUCUCUCUCUUCCCCCUCUGCCUCUUUCUCCCCCACCCCUUGUGUCUCUCUCUCCUUUCUCCCUCUGUCUCUUGCUUCCCCUCUGUCUCUUUCUCCCCCCUUUCCCUGUGUCUCUCCUUGCUUCACAUCUCUCUUCCCCUCUGUCUCUUUCUCCUCCCUCCACCAUCUCUCUAUUCCCCCUCUUUCUCCCCCUGUGUCUCACUCUUCCUCCUCUGCCUCUUUCUCCCUCUUUUCCCUGUGUCUAUUCCCCCUCUGUUUUAUUUUGCCCCUUCCCUUGUGUCUCUUUAUUCCCUGUCUUUAUUCCCAUUUACCUGAGAGAAGUCAGGAGGGCCAGCCGCGUUCCACGCUGGAGCCGCCGGGCAGGGUGGCAGCCUCGCCGGUCCAGCGGCACUCCUGUCACUGAUGCUGAGGGCUGAAGGAGGGAGGAGCAUGUCUAUCUACCAUGCUCCCUCGCGGUUCCUACAAUUCCCAGCACAGCAUACUGAUGCUCCUCCCUCCUCCUCCUGUCCUCAGCAUUAGUUACAGGAGUGCCGCCGGACCGGCGAGGCUGCCACCCGGCCUGGCGGCUCCAGCGUGGAACGCGGCCACAGGACGCCCCCCGCAGAGUGUGCCACUGGACCGGCUAUCUGGUGGCACAUACAUGUGCAGCGCUGCCCCCAGAUGCCGCGGCCCACCGGGAAAUUUCACGGUAUCCCGGUGGGCCAGUCUGGCCCUGGCUAUAACACUACAAAUGUAUUAUGUUUGUAUGUCCAGGCUUAACAUAGUUUAACAUGAGCUGGAGAUCAGUUGUGGUAUACACGAACUUGUCUUGAUAUUAUUUGUUUUAAUUAUUUUUUGGAGGCCAAUGUGGUGUUGGUGAAAUGACAAACCACACUCUUUCUGAAGAAUGCCUUCUACUUAGGAAACUAUCAGUCUGUUUUGUAACUUGUAAUAGUCUUGGUUUCCUAAUUCCUAACUUUACGUUUAAGGAAGUUUUGUUGCCACACAAGACCAACAUGUUUGUUAAAUAUUUUUUCUCCCUUUAAAUUCUCUCUUAGUGGUGAAAUUGUUUAUUUACACAGCUCCGUAUAUGUAGUAAGAUCCCUGACACUUCCUCUUCAGAGUUCUAAUGAAGAUCAUCCCUCCUUAUGCUUCGGUACCCUAAAAACACUUGUCACCUAGCAUUCUUUCCUCUAUGAAAAUGGCUUGAAUUACAUCGCAUCACCCCUGAUAUCUGCCUUUGGCAGAAAUACAAAAUAUACCAACUGUAGAUCACGUAGUGCCAGUGGGGUUUAAUAUUGGCACUGCAGAUAUUUGAAAUCACCAAUUGUAAAACUGCAUUAUACAUGUUACACACAUUUUCAUAAAACAGAUAUACAAUACACUUUACUUAUACAAUCUAAUAGCAGAAUUGGAAACAAAUUUAUAGCAAUUUAAAUAAAUCUAUGGAAAGAUAUGGUCCUUUCUGCAGCUGUCAAUCGAUUCUCAGUAUAGAGGGUUAUUCUAAACAAAUUAGAUCUGUCGAUAACUGAGUGACAUGGUAGAGCAGGAGAACCCUCUUUCAGAUGUUCUCCUGUUUUCAAACACAAUAACUACAGUAAGUGCUGUAGUUGCUAUGAUAUUGCUGUGUUGGAAUGGAGCGACAGACCUCUGUUCAGACACUGAAACACUGGCAAUGAAGCCAACUAUUGCCUUGCUUGAGCAAGUUCUCCCCAGCAGGGCCAAAAGCACAUUAGGAGGGCAGGAGUUUGAAGCUGGAUGUUAAUCUGAGACCAUGGAUUAGGAGCCACUAGAACAUUAAGUGAAUCUGUCAUUGCAGGUUCUUAAGUAGUGUACGUCUCAAAUAGCUGCAGUGGCAAGGUUAGCAAUCACCUGUUCUUGGUGGAUUAUAAUAGCUCUUCCUUAUGAAAUACCUGGCAACUAUAGAAAUCUAAACGGUAAAAUAUGGACAUUGUAUUUUCUACAAACAUCAUAUUGUAUCGUUCGAUAAAUCUUUAUAGUUUGCAUGUUAGUCAGUGACACAAGCUAUCUGUUUCUCUAUGUACUGCGCUACAUUAGCCCAGUCUUAACAAAUAUCCUUCAUAUGCUUUGUUGAUAUUAUGAAGGGUCACUAACUAAUCAAAUGGCUGGUGUCUACGUUCAUGUUAUGUGAUUCAAAUUUACCAUUAUAUCUCUCUAUCAUGCUUGGCAAUAAGAUUCUUGUUUCUUAUUGGUCGCAGUAAUGUAGGCAACCGUGUGUGUCCACCGUGCCCAGAAAAGGCAAAUGUUGGUGCAGGUGUUCUACCACCUUGAGACACAAAUGUAAAUUAUUAGAAUCAGGAGUACACCGUUGAUGACACUCAGACAAUUUUAAACUUACAUUAAACAUUAAGCACAUUAUAUCAUAACUCCGGUCAUACAAGGCAAAGCCAUGCCAAACACUGCCCAUAAUGAGGAAAAAUACAAACAUAGGUCUCUCUUUAAUAUUUUUGCAUAGGCUUUUCAAAUGAUUUAUCUACAAAACUUCCUAUAGACACUCAUGGGGACUUCUGUAGGAAGAUCAUUUGAAAAGCUUCCCCACACGGAUUACAUUAAAGCCAUAGUUUCAUUUCUCUUUGUGUACUGUUUCUGUGCGGACUGUCAGGUGCAAAGGACAGAGGUUAGAACAAUGAUUGACAAGCCGCUAAGACGUAGGUAUCCUGUUGCAAAAAAAAAAAAAGUCGUAUGGAUUUCUAAAUUUUUUACGCUUUUAUUAUUGUGGUUUGAUGGGAAAUAAUAAGCAUAGAAGUCACAAAUACGACCUAUCAAUUCAUCAAGACAUAUGAUAGUGACUGUAUAACUUACAUGUCAUUUCUGUUUUAAGAGCGGAAACAUACAACAUACAACAUAAAAGAUAACAUUUUAAAGUAUAUUUCUACAUUAAAUUCUAUUUUGCACACAUCACAACUCUGUCUCGGUUAUAUAGUGGAAUAAGUGAACAUAAUUAAAAUCCUGGUGUCAGUUCAUUUUUAAAUAAGACCGUAAGACACACGGUUAGUCUUCUGACUUAUCCAAUAGGUUUGUCUUUUGAGCAGUUAAAUAAUUACCGAUUAAGCCUCACUGCAGACUUUUUUUGACCCAAAUCUAUUGGCUGUUUCAGUACUUCUGCUUUGUGAUUUCCCCUUAUCUUUUAGCUUUCUCCUAUUUCUCUUCACUUCCUGUAUCUAAACCUGAGAAGAUUGGGGAUGCCAGGUACAUCCGUGUGCCUUACUUUGACAUUUGAAUUUGUGAAAAGAUUUCUGAUUUAACAUGUGUUUUUCUAACUAACCUGCUAAAUUAAUUUCUGUGCCUGCUUGUUCCGUUGAAUCUAGUGAGCCAGGAAGGCAACUGAUAAGGAUAUUGCUUAGAAAUGUAUCUUGACUUGUUUACUGGUAUUUAUCCAGUAAUGCAGUCUCAGGGUUGUAGGAGUUUGAGUCCGCUCUGACUAACUCAUAUUGCUUAAAUUUAUCACAUAAAACGGUUUAUUCAUUUACCUCUGUUCUUCAUCUCCCUGUACUUGAUGCAAAUUUUAUAUGCAUAGUCUGUGUAAAUCAUAGGUCUUAAACAUUAAAGUUGUUACUCCAAACAUCAUAACAAGUACAGCCCAAUGGAGUAGCUAUGAUGUGAGGGGAACCCAUGUCUGUUUCCCAGUAAUGGGGCGAACUGUGUUUCACCGGUUUGCCUUCGUAUCUGGAUUUCCAACGGACCUUCUUGUAAUGUCCAUCUGGCUUCUGUAAUAGCAGACCACUCUCAACCAAUGAAUGCAAUUCUGGGCAUAGGAAUAUGUAUUUAAUUGACAGGGUUAAACUCUGUAUGUACUGCAUUUGAAAGUGUGACGAUGCAUAUACAGAGUGUGACGGACCGCCUAACACCCCGACUGGGUACCUCCAUCAAUCGCUGCUGCCAGUAAUCCUUGAGUACCAUAAGCACUUCACCGGACACCAUAACCACCGUAAACCCCACAAACCGCCGCAGCUUGGUUGGGGUUUUGCUGUCCUCCACCCACCCUUGACCCAAGACCAGGAUCCAGCUUCCAAUGGGUAGACCUCUCCUAGUCCGGAGAGCGAAGCAGGCUGCUCUUACAAGAGCAAUUGUUGUGAUCCAAGGAAGUAUAGUGAUUAUAGCAAUCCCCAGAGUGAAUAUAGCUCUCCAAUCCUCCAAACAUGAGCCUAGACUUCAUGAAGGAUAAAACGAAUCUGUUUAAUUGCAGCCACAACUGGCCUUAUAUGCAUGUCCCCAUGAAAGGGGCACUCACCCCUGGACUGAGAGUAGAGUUCAAUAAAAACAUACACACGAAUACAUUGGCUCUCAGGUCCAGGACACUCCCAUACAAAAUAGGUCAAUCCCUCCCCUGUGCCUGGGAGAUAAUUGAGUCAAGCACUGGAUAAAACUCAAUUAUCUCCAGGCACAACAAACACACAUUUCCAAAACUCCCCAAAAGUACCUUAAAAUAUAUUUAAAAAACCCCACAAAUGUCCCCUGAUAGCCCUGAUCUGGGUGAACAACAUAUCCAAAAAUCACCCAGAUCGGUUCUGGGGUUCAGGAUUUUCCUAUAAGUCAUAAUUUGACUGACCUCACGCAUGGUCCCAUGCUGAAAAUAGUUCCAUAGAAUCGCGGCUCAGUGCUGCUGGGGACCGCCUUGGAACCGCAAAGUCUUCCAUGCCGAAAAUAGUUCCAGGGCAUUCGUGGCUAAGUCCCCCUGAAGUCUGUUUGUGGUUUUGGCCCAUGCGAAUGGCCACCAGGGAGCUAGCGUUCAGUUCUAUGCACAUGAAUGGAAAGUGCCGAACCAGGGGGAAUAACAUAUGGGUCUUUAGUCGCUGACCUGGCCCAUAGUCGGUGGGCAAGAGGCUGGCCAGCAGGCCCCUCCAAGAACACGUGACGAGGCUCAGUUCGUCACACAGAGUUUAGGUACCAUGACCACAACAAACCACUGCAGUGAUCAUGGUGCUUGGAGAUGUAGAAGAAUUUUCAGCAUAAACAAACAGUUAUUCACAAAGCACCAAAUCUUAGAGAAGUAACGCAGACUGGAAAAUUGAGGUACAAAUAGUUGAUCUUUUUCAAAUUUUCCAACUCAACUACAGUCACAGAUUGGCCAAUGUAGCCUCAUUUUUCAAUUCAGAUUUAGGCCUUAAUCUAAUAUUUUUUGAUAAGCUUUUAAAAUAAUUUGUCUACAGAAGCCAUUAAAGUGGACUUAAAUAUAAACUUACCUGAAAUUGCUCCCAUGCACAUUAAAUACAUUAUAUAUCACAAAGAUACAAGGUGUAUUCAGUGUAAAAGAGAUUCAUUCACAUCUCCUCCUUUCCUGCACUGCCAUCUUCGAGGGUGAUACUCUUCAUGUAACAUCUACCUCUGGGCCAUCCUCCACUCCUACUCUGGUCCACUGUUUUCAUUGAUUUGACCACCUCCUCAGUGACGCCACCUCACUCUGUUCCUAUCCAUCUAAAAGCGCUGGCUAAGGAGUUUCCAUAGCCACUGUGGUUGCUAUGGUUAGGAGAUCAGAAGGACUGCCUGUUCGAGAAAAGCCUAUUUUAAAAAAACUGCUGUAUAGACAGAAUUGUAUGCUCAGUCUAACAAGCAUUCGUUGUUUGGCAUGGCAGAUGCCCUUAAAGUCUAUGGGAAGUUUUGUAGAUAAAUCAUUUGAACACUGUAUGUAACAAUAUUAAAUCAGUUGAAAAGUAUAUCCAAUAAUAUUAAAUCAAGGCCUUUGCUAAAAUUCUUUUUUUUUUUUAUGAAUUAUCAUGCAUGUGUUAUUCUUUGGUGCAUAUUUUAAGGCAUGGUUUUUGGUUUCUAUUCAGAUAUAACGGUUUCAUGAAUGGGUUUAAGAAUUUUAACUUAAAGUGAAAUCCACCUCUUUGCAGAUGUUGUUUUUUUACCCCAUUGUCAUUUGUUUCAGGGGAGGAUGGGGCAUCUCAAAUGGGUUUGGAAGAUAUCGCCAUGUUCCGAACUAUUCCCACUGCAACAGUAUUUUACCCAAGUGAUGCGGUUUCUACAGAAAAAGCUGUAGAACUGGCUGCAAACACAAAGGUAAAUCCUUCCGAUCAGUAACACCCAGAGUUUAAAAUGGUACAAAACUGCAGUUUAAUUGAGCAUUGUCAUUAUUUGUGGUUAAUUGUAUGACACUGCACGUAGUCUUAGAAACAUUAGAGGUUCUUUAGAAAUAGCAAUGUGUUUCCAAGUGUUGCAAUCACCAGGAACAUUCCACUGUUCUAUGAGAACAGUAAUCAAACCCUCAUAUCAUCACAGAGACAUUUUCCCAAAUAUUAUAAACCAUCCUACGGGUUGAUCCCAACAGAUGAAUGUGUAGGAAUGCCGAAUCAGUGUGAAUGGUACAUCCUUAUGGAAUAAUGUUUGAUGUUCACACAAACUAUUCCAAACAACAAAUAGUAAAUCAUACUGAGAUUUAAUGGGUUAGACUAGCCCCGAUAGUUUUAUAAUUUAAAUAAAUAUAUAUAUUUUUCUUGUUUGUGAAACAGGGAAUAUGCUUUAUAAGGACAAGUCGCCCUGAAAAUGCAGUUAUUUACAGCAGCAAUGAGGAAUUCAAAGUAGGACAAGCUAAGGUUAGUAUGAUGGUUAUGUGGGCACCGCAGGACUUCUGAAGGUAAAGGGGUUUCUGUGCCUUUGAAUUUUUUUUUUUUUUUUUUCAUGUAGAGAAAUUUACAACAAAAUUUAUUUAUUUGGGGGGAAAAGGUACAAAAUUGAGUAAUUUUGUCUCAUUGUAUUUGUUACUCUCCUGCGUUAGGUGGUUGCACACAGCAAGGAUGAUAAAGUAACGGUUAUUGGUGCUGCUGUUACGCUUCACGAGGCCUUGGCUGCAGCUGAGCAACUUAAAAAAGGUAAAAUAAUGUUUCAAAAACAAUCUUAAGGGGGUUAUGUAUGAAAGGUUUUUGUAAUUUAAAAAGAGGUCUAAAAUACUAGAAGUGGUGCAGUCACCACAAAAUCCAGUGGAACCAGCAGAUAUUGAAUUGGCAGCUAUGCCACUUUUCGAUAUAUGGAACAACAAUGUUCAGAUCCCUUUUUAUACAUAUUUACGCAAGUUUGUUAUAUUGAUGUGUGCGUGUUAAGUGUGAAAACGUAGUACUGUGGUUUGCUACACGUGCUCAUAUUCUGGGGUUUCUCCAAGCCUUUUUUUCUUCUUAUCUUAAGAACACAACAAGCAUAUGCUCUGAUUAGUCUACAUUUUCUUUUAGGAUGGGUGACUCACUUGACUUUAUUACUUAUUGUUCAUAAAGGGCCAACAUAAGUACAUUUAAUAUUUAUAUAUUUUUCUCAGUUGUAAAUUUAAGGAAACAAAUGCUGUUUAUACAUUCUAAGAAUUGUAUUCAUAAAACUGCAAAUUACAGUAAAUGGAAAUCCAUAUGAAGGCUAAAAUAGUCAAGCUGUGACCGAAGCAGAGUUGGAAAAUUUUCCCGAUCAGUUAUUUUUGCCAACAUUUUCCAAUUAAGAUUGUAUUUCACUACAGUCUGGUCUUUAAUGAAUAUACCUCUAAAUAUCUCUUGCAUUCUAUUCCCACAGAAAAUAUUCAUAUCCGAAUCAUUGAUCUAUUCACCAUCAAACCACUGGACAGAAAGACUAUCCUUGAGAACGCCAAGGCAACCAAGGGACGGAUCAUUACUGUGGAGGAUCACUACCAUGAGGGUGAGUGGAGGUUAAUGCAGGCGCCCAGCGGGAAGUUACGUUAGGAAGGUGCCAGGAUACUCCCAGCACCAUAACCACCAUAGUGGCUGCAGUGAUUAUGGUGCUCGGUGUGUUCUUUUAUGCUAUUAUAGAAGGGCCUGACUAUAGGUCCCCCCACCUAUGCCUGGCAGGUUUCAACUGCCCUCCAGUGAAUGUCUGCUUAGUGGUGGGAUGGAAGAUAUCUUGUCCCCCUUAUCGCCCAUCCAAGCUUGUAAGUUAGCCACAGCUAUUAAUCGGUUAAUAUUCCAUCUUCGAUAAAAUAGGAACCUACCAGUAGUACCCCUCCCACAGACAUUGAACAGACAGCGCCUACUCAACUGUUAUUAACCCUUCACAUUAACAUGAAGAUAAUUAAUAAUUUUAUGCGGGAAGGACUUGACUGUCAUGCUUCCUCUACUACUACCUUACCCAAGACAAGUAAUUAGAGUUUAAACAACUAAUGAGUGGGCAUCUGCCUACCUUUUUAGUCUGGGUAGCAUUGGGAUUAUUAUGAUUUGUGGCAUGAUAUUUACUGUUCCCUGAAACUGAUACAUUUGUGCUUAUUAGAAGUGUUUUGAAUUGUUGCCGAAGCAUUUUUUUUCUACUAUAGGUUGCAUCUAACCAUUCCUGGUUUUAAUAUAAAAUUUAUUUUAUAUUUAUUUUGUGUAUGAUUAAUUGGAGCGCAUAUACUUACUUUGUUGAGCAUUAGGAGGGGUUAAGUAUAUAUUAAAAAAAAAAAAGAAUUGUGCUCUUUGAUCUCUCUGUAACCCUCCACCCAUGCUUAGUGGGUGAGGGGUUAAUGAUAUUUGGGCAAUAUUAGUGAAUUGAAAACCAGCUUUGGUAAUAUUAAGCUAAAAUGCUACAGUUAGGAAUAUCUUGGCCUAAAUAUUAAAAUGAGCUUUUAAAUCCAUAGUUUAAUGAGCAGUGGUUUGCAGUAAGAGUAGAGUUUUCAGGUUAACCGUCCCAUAAUCUUAUUACCCAGAGCUGUGGUAGUGGAAGAUGUAAACAUUUUAUGAAGGGAUUAAUGGUUAUGUGGUUUUCUUUCUCUAUAUCCAGGAGGGAUUGGAGAAGCAGUAGCGGCUGCAGUGAUCGGUGAGCCGGGUAUCACAGUCAAAUCCCUGGCAGUGUCUCACGUGCCCCGCAGUGGUAAACCUGCUGAGUUACUCAAGAUGUUUGGCAUUGACAAGGAUGCCAUUGUGGAGGCAGUCAGAGCCGCCAUAUCCCAGACAACCAACUCUGUUUAGACCCCAGCGGCUUUCCACAGACAGAGGAGGGCCUUUUACUGUAACCAUAUAAUCACCUUUUUAUUUCAAUAAAAAACAGAUUCAGUUCCACUCUUUGCCUCCAUUUUUAAGUUAUGUUUCUUUUGAACAUAAUAUAAGUUCAAUAAACUGCAAGUUUGGUGUUAAUACUGGGAACAAUCUUUAUUACAUUGGUAGAAAAAUACAUUAUAGUUAACAUUUUAUUUUACCUAACAGAUCUACAACUUUAAAGCAGUUCACGUUAUAUUUAAUACGCUCAGAUUUAGUGUGGAUGUAUACUUGAACGCACAAUGUGCAGUAUAUUGCAUUUCAAGUAGGACAGAAGGAAUGUGACAUCUUAUUAUAUGAUUAGUAGGUUAACAGCAUCUUGGGUUGGCAGGAGUAUAUACUAUUGGUUAAUAAGGCUGGGUAAAAAGUUUAUUUGAUAAGUGGGAACUUUCUGCCUAAAUGGCAACCAAUGAACACUGACAAUUAAAGAAUUGGACCAGGGGUGAGCAAUAUUUGGUCAGUUUGUGCAAUUGGAUUGAAUAGUACAACAGAUAAACCAUAUAGACAUAUAUUUAAACAUAUUUUUGAGCAAAGGUCUGUUCAAAGUGGCACAUUGAUAAAGUUCUAGGUCAGGCGGCCUGCUGUGGAUGUGAAACCGUUCUGGCUGGUAAAAGGUUAAGGCAUACAAUGCUGUUUGUUGCCUUUCUGUGCAAAUUCUUCACAUUUACAGAUUUUCUGCUUAUGUCUUAUACUACGAACUCCUGAAUUGAAAUUCUUUGCUAUUUCCGUUUUGGCCAAGAUGGUAAACCUGCUAAAUUUAAAAAAACAAAAUGACAACACAAUACAAACCUUUUCUCCAGUCAGGGACUGAUUGAUGUUUGUUCAACACAUUGGCUCAUUUUACUGGAAUUGGAUCAUUUUGCACCACAGUUAUAUAGAGGCAGAUACUUUUCACUGUCUGCUUACAGGAACAGUCCAAGCACCAUAAAACCUAUAGCCUGCUGGAGUGGUUAUGGUGGCAGGAGUGCACAGUUUGACAAUUUACCUAUGGCCCACCCGCAGCUUCAUCUGACACAUCCAGUCUUCUCCAGUAUGAAAUUCCAGAUUGGAAGCUGUACCAUGCUCAUGAUCUGUGUCAGCUGAGCGCUCACAGAUAAUUAGAGCGGUCCUCUCUCAGCCAUGCUUUAUUUUACAGACAUAUUGCUUCUCCUGCAGACCAAAGGACCAAAUGCAGCGGGAUAUGGCAGUGGGUGCCUGGUGGACCAUGAUAACACGUAAAAUUUCACCAAAACAGUUUAAUAUGUCACUGUGGGAUAGCACUAGGGCACUCCUGGCUCCAUAACCACUACAGUAGCGCUAGGACUGUUCAUUUAAAAACACAUUCUCUAAAGCAGA
Pelobates cultripes (western spadefoot toad) is the source of this 35522-nucleotide messenger RNA. NCBI's taxonomy places the organism in Eukaryota, Metazoa, Chordata, Amphibia, Anura, Pelobatidae. The record is from the annotation of a GenBank genome assembly.